AUGGAUCGAAGGGAUGCUAUGUCGAUUUCGGGCUCUGCCUCAUUUUAUAUGCAGAGAGGGAUAACUGGUUCUGGUACACAACCUAGUCUAAAUGUUUCAUCUGGCAUCAAUACUUUACCCAACACAAAUGUACCAUUUCAACCAAAUAUUGGAGCCAAUACCAUGGGAUUGACAUUACCAACGGAGCAUCCAGUAGCAAUUUCACCUCAUGGUGUCAAUGUGGGUGCACCAUCUUCACUGCCACCAUCCAGUGAGCCUGUGAAAAGGAAAAGGGGAAGGCCCCGGAAAUACGGACCUGAUGGGGCUGUAUCAUUGGCAUUGUCUCCCUCAUUGUCUACUCAUCCCGGUACGAUAACCCCAUCCCAGAAGCGGGGUAGAGGGCGGCCGCCAGGGACUGGGAGGAAGCAACAAUUAGCUUCCCUUGGUGAGUGGCUGUCUGGUUCGGCUGGGAUGGGUUUUACUCCUCAUAUCAUCACCAUUGCAGUAGGAGAAGACAUUGCAACAAAAAUAAUGUCAUUCUCACAGCAGGGUCCAAGAGCUAUAUGCAUCUUGUCAGCAAAUGGUGCCGUUUCUACGGUGACUCUACGUCAGCCAGCAACCUCUGGCGGCACGGUCACAUAUGAGGGACGCUUUGAGAUCUUAUGUUUAUCAGGAUCUUACUUGCUCACUAACGAUGGUGGCUCUCGCAAUCGAUCUGGUGGUUUGAGUGUCUCCCUUGCUAGUCCUGAUGGUCGUGUUAUCGGUGGAGGAGUUGGUGGAGUGCUUAUUGCAGCAAGUCCUGUUCAGGUGAUAGUCGGAAGUUUCUUGUGGGGUGGUUCGAAGUCAAAGAACAAGAAAAUGGAAGGUCAAGGAGGAGCCAGAGACUCGGACCAUCAGACAGUUGAGAAUCCAGUAACUCCAACUAGUGUUCAACCAAGUCAAAAUCUUCCAAGUCAAAAUCUUACUCCAACCUCUUCUAUGGGUGUAUGGCCAGGUUCACGGCCAGUUGAUGUGCGUAACACCCAUGUUGACAUUGAUCUGAUGCGUGGAUAA
Messenger RNA from Dovyalis caffra, 1032 nucleotides. Lineage: Eukaryota; Viridiplantae; Streptophyta; Magnoliopsida; Malpighiales; Salicaceae. The record is from the annotation of a GenBank genome assembly.